Molecule: messenger RNA, 1895 nt
Organism: Copidosoma floridanum
Lineage: Eukaryota; Metazoa; Arthropoda; Insecta; Hymenoptera; Encyrtidae
Product: asparagine synthetase domain-containing protein 1
Molecular function (GO): asparagine synthase (glutamine-hydrolyzing) activity
Source: RefSeq, a predicted model, not a curated record
UUAUCUUUUGUGCUAAGUAAGCGGCAAGUGCUCUGUCUACUUGAUAGAAUAUUUUUGUAAACACUUUGGCAACAUGUGUGGAAUAUUUUGCUUGAUUGAAUGUACAACAAACAAAACUAAACCAUCUUUUCCUACAAAAUCUUUCGAGUGGACAUUAUGCAAAAACGUAAUUGCAAAUCGAGGUCCUGAUAGUUUAAAUGGCUUAGAAGAGAGUAUUGCAGAACAAUGGCACAUUCAAUUUUAUGCAAGUGUUUUGUGGAUGCAAGGCUCACAGCCAGUGUCUCAACCACUUGUUGACUCUGAUUCUAAUAUAUUUUUAUGGAAUGGAGAUGUUUUUUCUGGGAGUUUGUUUGAAGAAAAUUUAUGUGACAGCAAUGUCGUUCUGACAGCUUUGCAAAAUUCAACUGAUAUCUAUUGUACUAUGAAAGAAAUCAAAGGGCCUUUCAGUUUCUGUUAUUAUCAAAAGUCUUUGAAACUUUUACACUUUGGAAGGGACCGAUUUGGAAGGCACAGUUUAUUGUUCAAAACAACUGAAAAUCAUGACUCACUACUGUUGACAUCUGUAGCUGGGAAGGAUGUGAAUAAUAUUGUGGAAUUGCCAGCUAUAGGGAUUUUUACUGCAGAUUUCAGUAAUGAAAAAAUUAAGUUUGGCUGUAGUCCAUGGUAUGAACCAAAUGAGAGAUUUUUUAAAGUUCUUGAUGAUUUCAGUAAACGUUUCAAUAUUCAUGUUGAUGUUGCCAAAGUAGAAUACUUACCAAAGCUAGGAGAAUUGUUCAUAAAUAUUUUAACUGACUGCAAUGCGGGUUUUUUAAGGUAUGCUGAAAUAGCAUCUGAGACCACAAGUUUUGACAAAGUGAUGGACAAUUUAUUAAAAAUCAGUAACAUCCGUGUAACUGUAAAUAAUUUGCUGUCAUUACUUGAUGAGUCUGUAAAAAGAAGAGUUAAGAUUAUUCCUAAGUUUUGUAGGAAUUGCACAAAGCUACAAUCAGAAUCUAUAAAUUCUUGCCAGCACGCAAAAGUUGGCCUCUUAUUUUCUGGUGGAUUAGAUUCAGCUAUAUUAGCUGCUAUUGCUCAUAAGCACGUUGAUAGCAAUGAAACGAUAGACUUGAUAAACGUUGCGUUCGAAAAGAAAAAUAACUGCAAUUUUGAUGUUCCAGACAGAAAAACAGGAAGGCAAACGUAUGAUGAAUUAUUGAAAUUACACCCCGAAAGAAAAUAUAAAUUUAUUGAAGUUGACGUUUCUCGAAAAGAAUUAGAAAAAUACAGAUCUACUCAAAUUUUCAAUUUAGUGUACCCACUAGCUACCGUGCUAGAUGAUAGUUUAGCAUGUGCAGUUUGGUUUGCCAGUAAAGCCAACGGAAUGAUAUGUCCAGAAACGGAACCAUACGAAUCAACUUGCAGAGUAUUGUUGUUGGGAAUGGGGGCUGACGAACAAUUCGGUGGAUACAUGAGACAUAGGACAAUUUUGAGGCGUAAUGGAUGGGAAGCUCUUACCACAGAAUUGAAAUUGGAAUUUGAUAGGAUUUCUGACAGAAAUUUAGGGAGGGACGACAGAAUGGUGGCUGAUCAUGGCAGGCAAUCUCGAUUGCCGUACUUGGAUGAAGAUUUUGUCGAUUUUGUUCAAAAACUUCCACCUUGGAAACGGUGCUGUCCAACGGAAAAGUUCCCAGUCGGUCUAGGCGACAAGCUUUUACUGCGUCUACUAGCACACAGUAUUGGUCUGCGCGAAGCGUCGAAACUACCAAAGCGCGCUUUUCAAUUCGGCUCGCGCAUUGCCGACGGCAAAGAGAACGCCAAGGAUUUAUCUAAACGACUGUGAAUUCGCACAAACAUUACCUACCUCUUAAUUACUUAAUGACACCUUUACUUUUUAUGCACGCAUUCGCUCACCCGCA